Messenger RNA from Halichondria panicea, 1418 nucleotides. RefSeq names its product L-rhamnonate dehydratase-like. The coding region runs from base 40 to 1323 and encodes 427 amino acids. The transcript is spliced from 12 exons. Lineage: Eukaryota; Metazoa; Porifera; Demospongiae; Suberitida; Halichondriidae. Gene Ontology annotation, molecular function: hydro-lyase activity; magnesium ion binding. The record is from RefSeq and is a predicted model, not a curated record. Gene Ontology annotation, biological process: amino acid catabolic process; carbohydrate catabolic process.
AUUAGAACAUUUUCCUACACAUGCGCAUUUGCUUCAACAAUGGCUGAAUGUAUAGACCUACCAAGAAUCAAAGAAGUUCGUGCCUAUGUCAAACAGGCUGCUGCAGGAGACCAAGGUGCCGACUGUCAUGAUGUAUCUGACCAACACUGGAUCAAUGGCUACCCCACUCCAAUAGCCAAUCCGAUGUCCAUGUAUCCUCGUUACCAAGGCUACCGGAAGUCGUGGGGCAUUAAUGCAUUGGGCUCUGUGGUGGCAGAGGUGGAGGCGGAAGAUGGGACAUGUGGAGUGGGUGUGUCCAUUGGCGGUGAGCCAGCGUGUUACAUUAUUGAGCAUCACCUGAGCCGUUUCGUCGAGGGGCAGGACCCUAGCAACAUAGAGCUGAUGUGGGACCAAAUGUAUCGCAGCACCCUCAACUAUGGCCGCAAAGGACUGCCAAUCCAGGCUAUCAGUGCUGUGGACCUGGCCUUGUGGGAUCUCCAGGGCAAGCUUCUCAAGAAACCUGUGUUUGCUUUGCUGGGGGGCAAGACAAAGGAGCGGUUACCUGUGUACAGCACCACAGCUGAGCCUAAGAUUGCCAAGGAUCUUGGGUUUGUAGGUGCCAAGAUUCCAUGUGCAUACGGCCCAGCUGAUGGAGAUGAGGGACUAGCAAAAAAUGUUGAGAUUUUCCGACGAGCACGAGAAUCAGUUGGCCCUGACUACCCCCUCAUGCUGGACUGUUACAUGGCCCUUAGCGUUCCAUACGCAAUAAAGUUGGCAAGGGCUUUGGAGCCUCUGAAUUUGAAGUGGAUUGAAGAGUGCCUGCCGCCUGAUGAUUACCAUGGUUACACUGACCUCAAGGCUGCCCUGACUGGAACCACAAUGGUCACCACUGGAGAGCACGAGUACACGCGGUAUGGAUUUCGCCAAUUGAUUGAAGGCAAGUGUGCUGACAUUAUUCAGCCUGACAUCACCUGGAUGGGUGGGAUCACUGAAGCACGACGAAUGGUUGCUAUGGCAGCAUCACAUGACCUGAAUGUGAUCCCCCAUGGCUCCAGUGUCUACUCAUAUCACCUGCAGUAUGCCUUUGUCAACUGCCCUCUAGCUGAGUACAUCAACCUCAGCCCAAAGGCUGACAAAAUUGUCCCCUACUUUGGGGACCUGUUCACAGAUGAACCACUGCCUGGGAAUGGAUUCAUUGACCUUCCCAACAGGGCUGGCUUUGGAGUGACCUUAAACAGAGAUGGCCUACACCGACCUUACCCACGGACGGAGGAACAAGUGAAGGCUCAGUGUGACUGCAAUAAAGUGAACUAUCAAUCUGAACAUUCAAAGAUGCCUUUUUAAGAGUGCUAAAUAAUUUAUAACAGACACAUGAUGCUAUUAUUUUUUAUAAAUGACCUUUGGAAAUUUUAAUAAUAAUUUAUAUGAAUUGAACGAAA